Molecule: messenger RNA, 2079 nt
Organism: Gossypium raimondii (Peruvian cotton)
Lineage: Eukaryota; Viridiplantae; Streptophyta; Magnoliopsida; Malvales; Malvaceae
Product: ferrochelatase-2, chloroplastic
Exons: 10
Coding region: 201-1745 (514 amino acids)
Biological process (GO): heme biosynthetic process
Molecular function (GO): protoporphyrin ferrochelatase activity
Source: RefSeq, a predicted model, not a curated record
UAUAGUGUGGUUGUUCCAUUCAGUUCUCAAGUGUCUCUCUCCGAAUUCCUUACCCACACCUUUCCUUCGCUUCGAUUAAAAAUGGAGGACUAGACUCAGCAUAAUUAUUACUAUUUGUUAAAUAAAACUGUUUUCAUCUCUGGUUGCUCAGAAUUAUCGAUUGUUUUGGUUUGGGUUUUCAUUUACUUCAACAGAAAGCAAUGAGAAGUGGCAGAAUUCAGAGUUCUGCUUCCUGCUCAGCCUCAUCUUCUUCCACAUUUCCUCAUCCUCCAUGCCUCUCCUCUGCUUCUCGCCAUUGCAAGUUCCCUCGUCUACUGUCGCCUCGAGCUCUGUCUCUCUCUCAAAGGGUGUCCAGAAAUUGCCUCGUCCCUGAGACAACUCAGUUUUCAUUUUCUAAACAGUCCAGUACCAAUAGGAAACGUUUGUUUCCCGUGAACGUGGGAGCUUUGGUGACUUCAAACACUGAAGCUAUCUCCACUGGGCCUCUUGUUGCCGAGGAAAAGAUUGGAGUGUUGUUGUUGAACCUUGGAGGUCCCGAGACCCUUGAUGAUGUGCAGCCCUUCUUGUUUAACCUUUUUGCCGACCCGGAUAUUAUACGGCUACCGAGGUUGUUCCGUUUUUUGCAAAAGCCGUUGGCACAAUUUAUAUCUGUUCUUAGAGCUCCUAAGAGCAAGGAAGGCUAUGCUUCGAUUGGUGGUGGUUCUCCUCUUCGACGAAUAACUGAUGAUCAGGCUGAAGAAUUAAGAAAGUCACUUUGGGCGAAGGAUGUCCCUGCAAAAGUGUACGUUGGUAUGCGUUACUGGCAUCCAUUCACUGAAGAAGCAAUUGAGCAGAUAAAAAGGGAUGGAAUUACAAAGCUUGUUGUACUACCACUUUAUCCUCAAUUUUCAAUAUCAACUAGCGGUUCAAGCCUUCGACUCUUGGAAAGUAUAUUUCGCGAUGAUGAGUAUCUAGUGAACAUGCAGCAUACAGUCAUACCUUCUUGGUAUCAACGUGAAGGAUAUAUAAAAUCUAUGGCAAAUUUAAUUGAAAAAGAGUUGCAAAAGUUUGACCGUCCUGAAAAGGUGGUAAUAUUUUUUAGUGCACACGGGGUGCCACUUGCGUAUGUAGAAGAGGCAGGUGAUCCUUACAAGGCAGAGAUGGAAGAAUGUGUGGACUUGAUAAUAGAGGAGUUAGAGAAGAGGAAGAUCACUAAUGCAUACACUCUUGCUUAUCAGAGCAGAGUUGGGCCUGUGGAAUGGUUGAAGCCCUACACUGAUGACACAAUAGUUGACCUAGGGCGAAAAGGAGUUAAAGGUCUUCUGGCUGUACCAAUUAGCUUUGUCAGCGAGCAUAUUGAAACUCUUGAAGAGAUAGAUGUUGAGUAUAAAGAAUUGGCUUUAGAAUCCGGUAUACAAAAUUGGGGUCGUGUUCCUGCAUUAGGAUGUGAACCAAUGUUCAUUUCAGACUUGGCAGAUGCUGUAAUUGAGAGUCUUCCAUAUGUUGGAGCUAUGGCAGUUUCAAAUCUUGAAGCUAGACAGUCAUUAGUUCCACUUGGAAGUGUGGAAGAGUUAUUGGCAACUUAUGAUUCGCAACGAAGGGAGCUUCCAGCACCGGUGACCGUUUGGGAAUGGGGUUGGACGAAAAGUGCUGAAACUUGGAAUGGCAGAGCAGCCAUGCUGGCAGUGCUUGUGCUGCUGCUACUGGAGGUCACAACUGGAGAGGGAUUUCUGCACCAGUGGGGAAUAUUGCCGUUGUUCCACUAAAUCCGACACACUCUCUCUCUCUCUGCCUGAAAAGUGUAAAUUUUGAUAAGCAACAAAGCUAUAUAGCAUUCUAAUAGAGCAUAUUUUAAUAGGGAAAGUAUAUUGGGAUUGGAUGCUGAGAUUUUAAUAUUUAAUUAAAUCCAUUGGCCACACACUGAUUCGGGGAAUAGUUUUAAGACUUUACUUGAGACACAAGUAGCCGUGCAUGGUAAUUUGUUGCGACUUUACCUGUUGUGGAGUUUGCAUUCCUUAUUAUGGCAGUAGUAAUAUAAUCGAUGUAUUGUAAUGAUCUUUACUUGUUAUGGCAAUAAAAUAGUUUGCUUUUCUUCUAUCA